Messenger RNA from Poecilia reticulata (guppy), 2095 nucleotides. NCBI's taxonomy places the organism in Eukaryota, Metazoa, Chordata, Actinopteri, Cyprinodontiformes, Poeciliidae. The record is from RefSeq and is a predicted model, not a curated record.
UCGAAACUUACAGAAGAACAAGGCAGCUGUGCUGAAACGAAUCUUGAAUAUAGGCAGAAGCUGAAGCAGAGACCAGCCAGACAGAGCCAGGACGCGGUUUACUGUAUAUGAUGGCGUUCUCAGACACUGGCAACGCAAUUUCUAAUCUCUACAUGUAUGGACAGAUGCAUGGUCUCAAGGUAGAUUAUAAGGACCUUGACUCCGAGGGCCCCGAUCAUAAUAAACAAUUCACUGCGAGAUUCCUUGUAGAUGGAAAACCCUAUCCCAUUGGCAUGGGAAAAAACAAGCAGGAUGCCAAACUGAAUGCAGCCGAGAAUGCUAUAAGAUGUCUUCGUGGAGACCAACAGGACACAGCAGAAUAUUCAGCAGAAACGUCUUCACCUGCUAGGCAAAAUGACAUUAACUACAUAUGUUGGCUUAAUCAAUAUGGUCAAAUAAAGAGGGUGACGGUAAAACCAGAGGAGACGGCAAGGCCUGGACCCCAUAAUGCAACUCACUGGUGUAAGUUUGUAGUGGGUGACACUGAAUACCCAGAAGUCUCUGGAAAAUCGAAGAGAGAAGCAAAGGAGGAAGCUGCCAAGUUGGUGUAUGAGAUUAUAAAUAGUGGUCAAUCCCCAGAGGUCAUAGAUUCCCCAGUUCAUCAAAAUCAGAUGGUCAAUAAAAACUUAAAUGGUCUCAGUCCAAAGACAAAAAGCCUGAGCAUAAACUCAGAAGACAACAAUUCUACAGAACCAAGGUUUUCUGCAAUUAUCCACAACUACUGUCAGAGAAAAAAACUCAGUCUUGAAUUUAUGUUAGUAAAAAGAAGUGGACCUCCUCAUAACCCUCGAUUUUCCUUCAAAUUAAAAAUUGACACAAGGGAAUACCCUGAGGCUGAGGGUAAAAACAUCCCAGAAGCCAAACAUAAUGCAGCAAAGUUAGCAUGGUCUGCUCUUCAAGAGCAGUCAGACUACGACAGCAAGGUGUCUGUUGGAUCAACCGAAUCUGAAGAUGGAGCAGCAGGACCAUCACAAUCAGAUGCAAUGCAUUCAAAUGAGUCAUCAUCACAUGACACGCAGAAGACUUCAAGUGACUCAAUAUUAUUUGCUGAUUUCCCAAACCCCCCCAACAACCAGAAUGAUGUGGAAAACCAGGAAAUCACAAACCCAAGAAACCCACCAGUGCAGUCGAGAUUUACAUCAGAGUUUGAGAUCCUUAAAUAUCUUGGUGGAGGAGGUUUUGGUUGCGUUUUUAUGGUGAAGAAAAAACUGUUGGGCCUGAAUUAUGCAGUGAAGAUCGUUCCUGGAACAGAAAAAGCUUUGCGAGAGGUGACGGCGUUAUCAGAACUCCAACACGAAAACAUUGUCAGAUACUACAACUGUUGGACGGAGGAUUCAAAAGUGCAACAAGAGAAAGUCCAAAAGAAACUAAAAGAUGUCACAUGUGAAAAGUACCUCUUCAUUAAGAUGGAAUUAUGUAGCUUUGGAACCCUCCGAGAAUGGAUUAAUGAAAAGAAUAAGGAGGAACUACCACACAACCAGAGAGGAGCAGACAGUCUUCCUGUUGCACUCCAGAUAGUCAGUGGAGUUGAAUAUAUUCACUCCAACAACUUCAUUCACAGAGACCUUAAGCCUUCAAACAUAAUGCUUAACGAAAAUGGGAAGGUGAAGAUCGGAGACUUUGGACUCGUCACUAUUGACAGAAGUGAAAUCUUGAUUGAAAGAACAGAAGAACGAGGAACCAAAACCUACAUGGCUCCUGAACAAGCAAGUAAAAUCUAUGAUCGUAAAGUGGACAUGUUUUCUCUGGGUCUGAUCUUUUUUGAACUCCUUUGGAAAAUCUCAACUGGGCACGAAAGAGCAAAGGUUUGGGACAACACAAGAAACAAUGAGCUUCCCAAAGAGUUUUCACAGGCUUUUCCCUUCAAGUGCCGAAUAAUUAAAUCUUUGCUGUUUGAGGACCCAGAUGAUCGACCUGAAGCAAGUCAAGUGAAGGAACAACUGGAGAGAACAAACCAACACCUGGAUCAACACAGUGUGUGAAUGUCUAGAGCAGUGUUUCUCAACCUUUAUCCACAGUCCCUCACCGCCCCCCACCAAAGAAUUUGCAGGCUACU